AUGCCGAACACCUCCUCCUCGGUCCCGUUCCUGCUCAGCAGCAGUAUGCAGAGCAUACGAUCGCGCCGGCCGAGCGCCGCAUUGGGCGGAUCGCAAGGCGGCAGCGCUCAAGGGCUGCUCUCGCAACUGGGCAGCGGCAUGGUGAGCAGAUUAGGGGGCAGCGGGGGCGGCAUGCACCUCCACCAACACCAGCAACAGCAGGGGCAGGGGUUCAGGAAGUGCCCUUCGUUGAAUAUCACGUUCAGUUGA
Acanthoscelides obtectus is the source of this 249-nucleotide messenger RNA. Lineage: Eukaryota; Metazoa; Arthropoda; Insecta; Coleoptera; Chrysomelidae. The record is from the annotation of a GenBank genome assembly.